CCAAAAUGGCAAAUAUAAAAAAAAUAUAAUUAAAGUUACCUGAAAUAAAAUGAAAAUUUUUCUCUUUUUAAUUACCAUUAUGGAUUAGUUUAACUUUUUUUUUAAUUUAUAGGUAAAAUGAAUUGUAUUAUUAAUUUAUAGCUAUUAUCAACAGCAAUAACCCUGGUUUCUGGAAGCCCUCCACGUUGUGUGUUUUCGGACUCACGUCAGAUUGAGGUAUUUCCGUGUGUUUGCGCAGCGGUUCAAAGGUCACGCAGCUCUGAGCUGGUCUCUGAUCUCCAGGAGUGUUAGCGAGCGUGUCGGAGGACGAGAGAAUGCCAUCUCUUCUGCGUCGCUGUGUGCUGAGCGCGCUCCUGAUGAGUCUGCUGCUGUUCCUCAGCUCUCUGUGGCUGCCUCAAGGAAGUGUUCAGACCUGUGAGCAGUCGUGGAGGCCCUGUCUAAGCGUGUACACGUCAACCAGACAGGUGGCUCCCGCUGCCCUUCCUGAGGAGCUGGGAGGAAGUGACAUCAUCGGAGAGUGUGCCGGGCAGCACUUCCAGGUGUCCCGCCUCCUGUCGCACCUAAACUCCGCCCUCGGCCCCGCCUCCGACGUUCUUCUGGAUCCCUAUCUGCUCUGCUGGGAGGAGCUCAUCAAGUUCAUGGAGGCUCUGGGCCCUUUGGUGGGGUUCUUCACUCAUAAAGUUGAGGAGAAGAUCACGCUCAUCAGACAGCUCGCGAUGGAAGAAUUCGCCAGACAGAACGCGACAACAAAUGAGCGCGUGGCCCCGCCCCCUCCGCACGCCUACCGCUCCGUGCGCUCCAUGCUGGAGGCGGAGCUCCAGAGGGGCGUGGUCUCAUUCGACACGCAAACACCUUCCGGUAGUCGAACUUUGCUCCGCCUCCACCGUUCGUUACUAUGGCUACAGCUGCUCCUGGAGAAGCUGGGGUCGGAGCGCGAGGGGCGGAGCAUGGGCGAGCUCUGCCGCGACGCGUACCUGGAGGUUUUGGCGCCGCAUCACCCCUGGCUCGUGCAGCGCGCGGCAGAGCUGGUGUUUCACGCGAUGCCCGAGCGCGGCGCGUUCCUGCGGCUGGUGUGCGUGCGCACGCAGGAGGAGGCGGAGCCUGUCAUGCGCGUCGUCGUGGCGGCAAUCCGAGAAAUUCACCAACGGACUCAGAAAGAGCUGGAGGUCAAAAACAUGUUGGACUUGCCUUAACACACACACACACGCACACACACUCCCGCGACACGAGAACGCUUCUGAAGUUGUUUUAAUGGGAAAUAUAGAGAAUGUGAAUCUACGUCGCGCCGCCAUUUUCGGAGGAUCACCCUCUGCUGUGAAGGCCGAAGAUCGGUUACUUUUUGAUUUGUUAAUGACAAACAAUGGUGAGAUUUUUCACAAUCACGACAGAGAAUCAAAAUCCCGCCCUGGACUCAAUAGUGGAGGGUGCGAUCCUUUCAAAAUGGCGGAUGAGCAGUUUUCCAGAACUCCACUUGGCGUGACGUCAUCACGUUCUCUACAGCAUAGGGGUAGAUGACGAAUAUAUAUUAGAGCGUGUCCUUUAGUGUGAAAAAACUUAACACAAAUAACAUGAGUUACAAUUUUUUUUUCAAUGUUAGACUUUGUUUUCACACCGUAGGACGUUAAUACGUCCUUAAGGUGAGAGCGGCUAUUUAACUUGAAUGUGCAAGACUUCCGGUGUCCUGACAUCUUAUCCUACCCACAGGAUUUACCGCGCAUUUUUAACAUAAUUAAUCUGUUUGCGUUAUUGUAAGAGGUGGGUUUGGGGUACCUGAACAACACGUAAUAACUUUAUUUGCAUUACUGA
Molecule: messenger RNA, 1806 nt
Organism: Puntigrus tetrazona (Sumatra barb)
Lineage: Eukaryota; Metazoa; Chordata; Actinopteri; Cypriniformes; Cyprinidae
Product: ceramide-1-phosphate transfer protein-like
Exons: 4
Coding region: 315-1193 (292 amino acids)
Biological process (GO): ceramide transport; intermembrane lipid transfer
Cellular component (GO): cytoplasm; membrane; cytosol
Molecular function (GO): ceramide 1-phosphate binding; ceramide 1-phosphate transfer activity
Source: RefSeq, a predicted model, not a curated record